Molecule: messenger RNA, 476 nt
Organism: Carassius auratus (goldfish)
Lineage: Eukaryota; Metazoa; Chordata; Actinopteri; Cypriniformes; Cyprinidae
Exons: 1
Coding region: 8-322 (104 amino acids)
Source: RefSeq, a predicted model, not a curated record
GUUCAAAAUGGUGCUGCGGAGGCUCUUUUAUGCUUUGAUCAAUAACGCUCAAGUGGUGGAGAAGCUCUCGGAGUCUCGACCCAUCAGACGUGCGGCGCAGAUCACAGCCUUCGCCAUCACUAAAGCACAGAUCGCCGGGAAAGACGCCUCGACCAGGCUCCUCAGAUCCGACACUUUUCGCCAGAUACGCGACGAGACGUCGAAGAUGCCCAGAGAUGUGUUAGAUUUUGGUCGGAGAGCUACAAGACUGCGGGAUACAUUUGUGAAGGAGGUGAAAGAGGGCAUGAGAGACGCCAACAGACAGAUAAAAGACAGAAAGUGAUAAACUGAUGAAUGAUUGAACCUUUUAUUAAUCACGUUAUUACAGUGCCAUUCGUGAAUAUGAGGACAGCGUCAUUAAAGACUCCAUUUAGAAAGUUAAACUGUAAGACUUGGGGUUAAUGGCCCUCAAUUCAUUAAAUUAAAACCACUGUUAA